Cylindrotheca closterium is the source of this 1323-nucleotide messenger RNA. NCBI's taxonomy places the organism in Eukaryota, Bacillariophyta, Bacillariophyceae, Bacillariales, Bacillariaceae. The record is from the annotation of a GenBank genome assembly.
AUGUCUCAAAACAAAAAAUUUGCUGUCGUUGUUUCACUGAUGAUCAUAGGAUGCUGGAACAGCCUUCGAAAAGCAUCGAGGGUCCUUUUGACAGAUGAUGGAAACAACCAAGAAUUUGUUCUCCCUCGGUUGGCGGAAACCAAGAACCAUGAAUCACGCACAUUAUUACUAGAGAACCAGGACCGGGAGAUAACGCCCACUUUUGAAAACCCCCUAGUGUCUAGAGUACAGAAUGCAUCCGACAUCCCCACCAACCAACAACAGCAAAAACAAGCUGAACCAUCGUGGACCUCAUACGACGCUUCACAAGAGCCAUUUGGUGAUUCCUUCUCCUCUUGCCUAAUUUGGAUGGAUGAUUAUCAACAGCUCGGUGAAUGGAUUGCAUAUCAUUAUCACGUUUUGCCACUGCGCUAUCUGGUAUUCUUCCGAGAUCCCAAGAGUCAACUGGACCCGAAACCUAUUUUCGAUAAGUGGAAAGAUCGGAUCCAUGUGGAAUACUGGGCUAACGAAACAGACUUUAUGACAAAAGAUAUCCACCGAGAAUACAUGAGAAUAUCGGAUGCAGGCAAGAGAUUUCACUCUGGGCAGAACAUGUUUUACCACGCCUGUUUGGGUCAUUUGCAACAACAUAACCGCACAUGGACGGUUGUCAUUGAUACGGACGAAUAUUUGUCUUUGGACUCGGCUAAUGUGCCCAAUGUUACGGACAGGCUUCUAGAACCUGGUGCUGCGUUGAACUUGAUCAAGCGUGUCCAUGCCCGAGACCCAUCCACCGGAAUCACGGACAAGACUCCCGAAAAGUGGUUUCAUAAUUGCACUUCAAUGGGUCGAAUAGAAUACACUUCCUAUGAAAGCCCUACGAGGGCAGUGCUUAAGGACGUCCCCUCUGGUAUUGAUCCCUAUCGCCUGGUCACUCUUCGAUUCCGACAUGCCGGGCGUGGAUUGAUUGGAAAGUCCAUAGUCGACGUUUCCCACUUGAACAUGACCCAACUGAAAUGGAAAACCAUUUCCACGCACAAGAUGUUUCGCGGCUGUUUGGGUGUUUGGGGCAAUCGGCGGGACCUCAUGUAUGUGGGACACUAUUUAGGAUCCGUGGAGGGCUACCAACGACCUUCGGAUUAUCGCGUUUGGAUCAACCGAACGCAAAAAUUGAUCAGACUGAAUGGAAAGAGCGGCCGCAAAAUCAAGGAAGGUAAGGGCGACGACAUUCGACCUUGGAUUCAAGGAUUCGCAAAGGAUGUAGGUGUGGAGAAGUUGCGCUAUUUUCUGGGCGAUGUUGGGUUCCCUUUGAAUCCUACUACCGCAAUGGGGCAGUUACAAUAG